Ailuropoda melanoleuca (giant panda) is the source of this 3576-nucleotide messenger RNA. It is a transcript of the gene CARD10, whose product is annotated as caspase recruitment domain family member 10. Lineage: Eukaryota; Metazoa; Chordata; Mammalia; Carnivora; Ursidae. The coding region runs from base 36 to 2960 and encodes 974 amino acids. Gene Ontology annotation, biological process: regulation of apoptotic process. The record is from RefSeq and is a predicted model, not a curated record. The transcript has 20 exons. Gene Ontology annotation, cellular component: cytoplasm. Gene Ontology annotation, molecular function: CARD domain binding.
CGCGCCUCUGGCCCGCAGACCCCGAGGACGCGGCCAUGCCGGGCGGGGCCGAGGCCGGCGAGGCCGAGGAGGAGGCUGGGGCCGGCUCCGGGUCCGAGGCGGAGGAGGACGCUCUGUGGGAGCGGAUCGAGGGCGUCCGGCACCGGCUCACUCGCGCCCUCAACCCGGCCAAGCUGACGCCCUAUCUGCGCCAGUGCCGGGUCAUCGACGAGCAGGACGAGGAGGAGGUGCUGAGCACCUACCGCUUUCCGUGCCGCGUCAACCGCACCGGGCGCCUGAUGGACAUCUUGCGCUGCCGUGGCAAGAGGGGUUAUGAGGCCUUCCUGGAAUCGCUGGAGUUCUACUACCCCGAGCACUUCACGCUGCUCACGGGCCAGGAACCUGCCCAGCGCUGCUCCAUGAUCCUUGAUGAGGAGGGGCCAGAAGGCCUGACCCAGUUCCUGAUGACGGAGGUGCGCCGGCUGCGGGAGGCUCGCAAGAGCCAGCUGCAGCGGGAGCAGCAACUGCAGGCUCGGGGCCGGGAGCUGGAGGAGGAGCGGGCGAGUCUGGAGCAGCGGCUGCGGGACCAGCAGCAGGCGCAGGAGCGCUGCCAGCGACUGCGGGAGGACUGGGAGGCGAGCAGCCUGGAGCUGCUGCGGCUCAAGGACGAGAACUACAUGAUCGCCAUGCGCCUGGCACAGCUCAGCGAGGAGAAGAACUCGGCGGUGCUGCGCAGCCGGGACCUGCAGCUGGCGGUGGACCAGCUGAAGCUCAAGGUGAGCCGGCUGGAGGAGGAGUGCACCCUGCUGCGGAGGACCAGGGGACCGCACCCCGGGGCCGAGGACAAGGAGAAGGACAAGGAGCCAGACAGCGUGGACCUGGUCUCCGAGCUGCGCGCCGAGAACCAGCGGCUGACCACGUCCCUGCAGGAGCUUCAGGAAGGCCUGCAGCAGGAAGCGAGCAGGCUGAGGGCCCCGGGCUCAGAGCGCAUCCUCCUGGACAUCCUGGAGCAUGACUGGCGGGAGGCUCAGGACAGUAGGCAGGAGCUGUGCCAGAAGCUACACGCCAUGCAGGGGGAGCUGCAGUGGGCUGAGGAGCUGCGGGACAAGUAUCUGCAGGAAAUGGAGGACCUGAGGCUGAAGCAUCGCACGUUGCAGAAGGACUGCGACCUGUACAAGCACCGCAUGGCCACGGUCCUGGCCCAGCUGGAGGAGAUCGAGAAGGAGAGGGACCAGGCCAUCCAGAGCCGUGACCGGAUCCAGCUGCAGUACUCCCAGAGCCUCAUUGAGAAGGACCAGUACCGCAAGCAGGUGCGGGGCUUGGAGGCUGAGCGGGACGAGCUGCUGACCUCGCUUACCAGCCUGGAGGGCACCAAGGCCCUGUUGGAGGCACAGCUGCAACGGGUCCAGGGCGGCCCCUGCCUCAAGGCUUGUGCCUCCUCCCAUUCCCUGUGCUCCAACCUCAGCAGCACCUGGAGCCUCAGUGAGAUCCCCCCGCUGCUGGGAGGCCCGGAAGCAGCUGGGGAGGCGGCUGUCAUGGGGGGAUCUGAGCCGCAUACCUCGGAGGAGGCCACAGACAGCGAGAAGGAGAUCAACCGGCUGUCCAUCCUGCCCUUCCCCCCAAGCGCUGGCUCCAUCCUCCGCCGGCAGCGUGAGGAGGACCCUGCACCCCCGAAGAGGUCCUUCAGCAGCAUGUCUGACAUCACAGGGAGUGUGACGCUUAAACCCUGGUCUCCGGGCCUCUCCUCGUCCUCAUCCUCCGACAGUGUGUGGCCUUUGGGGAAGCCUGAUGGCCUCCUGGCCAGAGGCUGUGGCCUGGAUCUCCUUAACAGGUCCCUGGCCAUCCGGGUGUCUUGCCGGAGCCCCCCGGGGGGCCCUGAGUCCCAGGACAAGGGCCCAGAUGGCCUGUCGUUCCUUGGGGACAGCUGGUCCGGGGCUGUCGUGCGGAGGGUGCUCUCUGGACCAGGGUCUGCCAGGGUGGAGUCCAGAGAGCCAAGGGCUGAAGCUGCUGGCCUGGAGGGGGCAGGCCUGGAAGGUGAGGUCCAGCAGAGAACCUUGCCCUGGAAUCAGGUGUCCACGCUCCCCUUCCUGAUGGACUUCAAGGCCUCUCAGUCCUUCCACGAAGCCCUAGAUGCCUGGACAAGGGGGCUGAGCACCGAGCCCUUCUAUAUUCGAGCCAACCUCACCCUGCCCGAGCGAGCAGACCCUCAUGCCCUGUGUGUGAAAGCCCAGGAGAUCCUGCGUCUGGUGGACCCAGCAUACAAGCGGCGGCAGGAGUGGUUCUGCACCCGGGUCGACCCCCUGACGCUGCGGGACCUGGACCGGGGCACUGUGCCCAAUUACCAGAGAGCCCAGCAGCUCCUGGAAGUUCAGGAGAAAGGCUUGCCCUCCAGCCGCCACCGAGGGUCCCGGAGUAAUCUGAAGAAGCGAGCCCUGGACCAACUCCGGCUGGUGAAGCCCAAACACGGGGGAAGCCCCGCGGGGGAUUCUUCAGAGCCGCUGCUGCUGGAGCACUGCUCAGAGCCCGAGCGAAGCCUCAAACCCUACAGCCUGGUGCGGCCCCUGCUUGUGUCCGCUCUGCGGCCCGUGGUGCUCCUGCCCGAGUGCCUGGCACCCCGGCUCAUCCGCAACCUGCUCGACCUGCCCAACUCCCGGCUGGACUUCCAAGUGUGCCCGGCGGAAAGCCUGUCUGGGGAGGAGCAGUGCUCAUCCUCAGCACCCGGAGCCCCCAAGGCGCAGCCCGCUACGCCUGGGCUGGGCAGGAGGCUCCGCGCCAUCCAGGAGUCUGUCGGGAAGAAGAAGCACUGCCUGCUGGAGCUGGGCACACGGGGCGUGCGGGAGCUGGUCCAGAACGAGAUCUACCCCAUUGUCAUCCACGUGGAGGUGACAGAGAAGAACGUCCGGGAAGUCAGUGACCCACCUCUCAGAGGGACAGCGGGGAGAAGGCUGGCUGCUCCGUCACCAGAAUGUAUGGCUCGUUGAUUUUUAACGGGCCUUUUUCACUCAGAAUCUGCACAUUAUGGAACAUUAAACAGUUUGUCAUAGAAGCUGGUGGCCUUUUGCUUGCUUGCCUCCCUGGCCCAGGGCCCCCUCUCCACUUCCUCCACUUGUCCCCACCCCCAGAUCAGACUGAUACCACCUCUCAGGCCCCCGCUUGCCCAUGGGAAGGGUCAGAUUUCGUUCCUGACUCAUCCCAGAGCCGCCGGCCAUCUGUGCUGGCAUCACCUUACCUGCCCCGAAUGACCAAAAAAGGGCCCCACAGACAGGCCACCUCCACACUCAGCCCCGCCUGCGUCUGAUCCUCAAAGGAGUGUCCCCUGGAGAGGGGACACUGAGGCUAGCAGGGUAUGGUCUUGGCUUAAGGAGCUCAGCUGCUGAGUCCAGGAGACCAAGAGCAAACCCUCUGCGCACAAUCAGGGCGUGAGACCGAUCCACCAGUGAGAGGACGGUCCGGGCGGGAUUACUACAGGGACUACUGCUUCCGCUUAGGGUCUGGGAUUCCUUCAAGAAGUAUUUAUUGGACCUAUGUGCCUAAGUGCUGUCCUUGGUCAACCUAGGACUGCCUUCUGUCACAGUGAUGAACUUGGGUCAGCAUCUG